CGAUGUGCGCGCGAACGCAGAGUCAUGACUGAGAAGAUCGAGAUUUUCAGUUGACGCGUCUCAGAUUCUCACGCCGACAUCCCGAUCGCACGCGAGUCGAGAUGAGCAAGGACAGCAGCAGCGAGGGAAAGUCGCAGGACGCUUCCACGCCGGACGCUCCGGCGGACGCGCCGGCGAAAGAUUCGAACGCGGAUCUCUACGAGAAUCGCGGGCAAAAGAAGCUCAUCCGCGUAGUCACCGUGAUGGCCUACCUGUUCUCAGUGAGUUUCGUGGGUAUUCUUCUGAGCGCCUAUUACAUAUUCCUGUGGGAGCCGCCGAAUCCGAGGCUCGUGCAGCGAGAACGGCUGCGAGCGGAUCCGCAGAUGCAGUUCCUGAUCGCGUCGCCCGCGGAGGAAACGACGGAAGACAGCAGCUUCCUCCUCCAGACCGAGGUCAAGCCGUUUCUGAGUCCCAGAAUAAUGAACGACAACGAUGAUUCCGCCGUCGAUCCCCAAGUCAAAAUAAAUCUCGAGAAGAAACGAAGACUAAACGCGCUGUUGCUGAAGCUGUGGCACUCGCUCGUGGACGCCGGGCGCGCUCAGAAGCGAAAUUCGUCGCAGGUGACAACGAAUUCCGGCGAAUUCAACAAUUCGUUCGUGGAAAGGGAGCUUAACUCGAUGUUGGAUCGCGCGGAAAAUACGAUCUCGCGAUACGGCGAGUCGCGUGGGAACACAUUCGAAGAAAAGACUUACAGUGAUAACGCUGAUGUACCUGUAGAACUCGCGGAUUCUGCAAGUACGCUGGACGUUGAAAGCACGUCUUCAACAUCGAGGCUCACGACUAUUCCUGAAACGAGCCAGACACGCCACGAUAGAGAUUAUAUCGCCAACGUCAAUCCGAUUAUCGAAAAAAAGAAACAAUAUAACAGAAAGAAAUUCGAUGCCGUCAGUUCGUACCUUAUUCGCGGAUUAAGCUACGCGACGACAAACAGCGACAUUACGAUUGGCAGCGAUCGACGCGUUUCCGGAGACGACGAUUCUUCCAAAGUGACCCGGGGAUUCCUGAGGACCGACAGGAAAGAAUUGAUGAAACAAAACGAGACCGACGAUCGCCGGUUGAUCAAUAGCAAUCGAGAAAAUGAUUCAGACGACGUGCAAACAAACGUUAUACUGAAGGAAUGUGUAAACUGUAAUGUUAGGAACUCCAGAGAAAAUUAUUCCAACGAGUCCUCCUCAAACAACCAAGUCCGACAGAUCGCGCGUGACGGAGUAUCGAUCGACCCGCCGCCGUCUCGCGACUCGGGAUUCACCGACGAUCCGGGAUUCCAACAGACGCCGGAUGACCUGACCGUCGUAAAAUCACGGCCACGCAUCACCACGGGAACGAGAAAUUCCGAAGAGACGCAGAUCGAAAGGAUGACCGCGAGGUCUACGACGACAGAUAAUAAACAGCUGGAACAAAUUGAUUUAUCGACCACUCAAAAACGUAUUCCGGAAGUCUUCACGGAAAUUGCGGACGUCGAGGAAACGUCUGUAGAGCCUACGUCAAUAUCGACAGCGCGGGAUUAUCAUAAUAUCACUAGCAUUACGAGCGAAGACGACGAGAGCGUUACAUAAGUAAAUAUCAGACUUUUCACACCUCGUGUUGAAAGUAAUAAGGUGCAAGGAAACCAAGCUAAUAAAUAAAUAAUAAAAGUAAUCGCUAAUAGAGUAUCAAAACCUAUUAGUACGUAUAGGGAAGCAAUGCUUUCAGUUCUUUAUGGACAGAAAACGUUAGAAGUUGUAUUGACCUGAAUUUGCCAAACGAGAAACCUUAUUAGAGAUUAGAACUACUCUUCGAACAGAUAAACACUAGGAACAUUAGAAUAAUUUAAGUAUCUAAUUGUCUAUAAAAUUACGUGGACGACAUUCGCGAAGAUACGAGAGAAGAAAUUAACAAUAAUAAAUAAUAGAAUUAUAGAUAUAUAUUCCAAUCGCAGUUGGAUUUUUCAUCUCUUUUAUAAAUUAAAUGAAACAAAUUUUAUAUCUUCAUUCUGUGUAAUAAGACGAUUAAAUUACAAAUGUAAUUUUACGUGAAGGAUCAUUUGUUCAGAUUCUUUCCACAAAGUUCCUUAGUAUUAUAUUGACAUAGGAAGAUACUCGAGAAUAUUUUUGUAAUUACUAGUAUUGGAAAUAGAAGUAUGCGCAGUAACUAUAAUAGUAGAGAUUCAUUGUAAUUCUAACGAGUUCAUAUUACAUUAUCGCGAUUAAAAAAUUCAGCCGACAGAUAUUUUAUGUAAGUUGUUUUAUAUGAUUAAAAUAAAGGUCCCCUAUAUUAAA
Messenger RNA from Wasmannia auropunctata (little fire ant), 2297 nucleotides. RefSeq lists its product as uncharacterized. Bases 102 to 1595 code for a protein of 497 amino acids. Lineage: Eukaryota; Metazoa; Arthropoda; Insecta; Hymenoptera; Formicidae. The record is from RefSeq and is a predicted model, not a curated record. The transcript is spliced from 2 exons.